AUGGCGGAACUCCGUCGCAAACUCGUCAUUGUCGGCGAUGGUGCUUGUGGGAAGACCUGCUUGCUCAUUGUCUUUUCCAAGGGUACUUUCCCGGAGGUAUAUGUGCCCACCGUCUUCGAGAACUACGUUGCCGAUGUCGAGGUCGAUGGCAAACACGUUGAACUGGCCCUGUGGGACACGGCCGGCCAGGAGGACUACGACCGUCUGCGACCGCUCUCAUAUCCCGACUCCCAUGUCAUCCUGAUAUGCUUUGCCGUUGACUCUCCCGACUCUCUCGACAACGUUCAGGAAAAGUGGAUCUCCGAGGUGCUUCACUUCUGCCAAGGCUUGCCCAUCAUCCUCGUCGGUUGCAAAAAGGAUCUCCGCUUCGAUCAGAAGACUAUCGAGGAACUCCACAAGACUUCGCAGAAGCCCGUUACCCCUGAACAGGGAGAGGAAGUCCGCAAGCGAAUCGGUGCUGUCAAAUACCUCGAGUGCUCCGCAAAGACCAACGAUGGUGUCCGUGAGGUGUUCGAGCAUGCCACGCGUGCCGCCUUGACGAAGACCACCAAGAAGAAGAAGAAGUGCACCAUCCUAUAG
Eremomyces bilateralis CBS 781.70 is the source of this 579-nucleotide messenger RNA. RefSeq names its product belong to Rho subfamily. The record is from RefSeq and is a predicted model, not a curated record. NCBI's taxonomy places the organism in Eukaryota, Fungi, Ascomycota, Dothideomycetes, Eremomycetales, Eremomycetaceae. The transcript has 5 exons. Bases 1 to 579 code for a protein of 192 amino acids. Gene Ontology annotation, molecular function: GTPase activity; GTP binding. Gene Ontology annotation, biological process: small GTPase-mediated signal transduction.